Messenger RNA from Acanthoscelides obtectus, 279 nucleotides. NCBI's taxonomy places the organism in Eukaryota, Metazoa, Arthropoda, Insecta, Coleoptera, Chrysomelidae. The record is from the annotation of a GenBank genome assembly.
AUGAAACCUCGCCGUUAUCGUCCGGAAACUGUGGCUCUCGGAGAAAUUCGUCGUUAUCAGAAAAGUACCAAAUUGUUGAUCAGAAAAUUGCCCUUCCAACGGCUGGUCUGUGAAGAUUUCAAGACCUAUUUGCGGUUCCAAAAUUCUGCUGUAAUGGCACUCCAAGAAGCUAGCGAAACAUACCUCGUCGGACUAUUCAAGGAAAUGAACUUCUGCGCGAUCCACGCUAAGCGAGUAACCAUUAUGCCGAAAGAUAUAAAGCUGGCAAGACGCGCCUAA